Messenger RNA from Xylaria bambusicola, 1366 nucleotides. RefSeq lists its product as uncharacterized. The transcript is spliced from 4 exons. The record is from RefSeq and is a predicted model, not a curated record. NCBI's taxonomy places the organism in Eukaryota, Fungi, Ascomycota, Sordariomycetes, Xylariales, Xylariaceae. Bases 221 to 1282 code for a protein of 353 amino acids.
GGACGCAACGACCCUAUGGCGCUUCAGUAGUACUGCACACUGAAGCUUUGACGACACUCACCUUGCAGCCGACAAACACGUCAGUAUCUGAGGGCGCGAUACACAAUUGGACGACGAGGAGAAGAAUUAGGCUAGGCGCGGCUAUGACCUCCUGGUCAAAAUGGUUUAUCAGGACGACGAGGGAGGAUGUGUAUAAAGGGGCGGCACAGCAUCCCCAACCAUGAGUUCUUUUCUGCCAUCAUCACCAACAUCAAUCAACACAGACACAACGGAUUCUUACCCAGAAUCGCCUCUUCCUCCAUCAUCACCGCAAGAUCUUGCAUACACAAGCCCUCGUUCUUCCGGUAAGAAAAGACUCAUCCGCCCUUCCACUCCUCCCCGAACUUCCUCUCGUCACGCAACUUGGGUUAUUCCCGACGUACCAAACAAGCUCUUGCCUACAAGAACUUUGAGGCGUAAACAAAAGCGUUCUUCGCUCAGACUUGUUGAAACUUCGCCGCAGUCAACCAACCAACCCAUCUCCAUCAUGUCUUCUCCCGUCAAGACCUCUCCUCCCACUGCUUUGGACCGCAACUUCGGUUCCAGCGAAAACUCCCUAGCUGCCCCCAGCCUUCCCAUGCCCGGUCUAUCUGGCCGUGCCAACUCUUCCACCGGUAACGCAAAACAGGCAACCUGCUUAAGGGACCCAUUGACGACGACGGAAAGCUCAAGAGCGCCGCCCUCCUCGUUGGUAUCAAACUUGACCUUGAGGCCGAAGUCCACCUCACCGCCCGCGUCCGAGGUGACAUCGUCGUGGGGCUUUACUAGAUGUGGUUUCCACAAGCAACCAGGCGUGCCCGCCUCGCACGACAACGACAACGACAACAUCAAAGGCAACAAGAACCACGAUGACGCCCUCAUAACAGGGCUCUUCUUCCUUGGCGGUGAGAAAUCUGACAACGGGAGCGAGUUCCAGUUUGGCAACGUUCGGGUGCACUUGCAAACGAGCAGUCAGGGUUUUAUCAUAGGGGCAGGACGGGAGUCGGUGUCUAUUCUUCGGAUUACGCUGCGCUUCACUGUGGAUUUCAUGGAUGAGAAGGAUUUCGGUUUGGACUGGGGUUUCGAGAGCAUAAAAAAGAAAAAGGAACAAGACGCUACUCAGGGGAAGAGGGAAACGGAUCAUGGGGAACAGGGCAUGAAGCAUGGGGAUGGUGGAGGAAAAGGGCAACAGGAACACUCACUUUCAUUAUCUCUGACCGUGACGAUCACCAUCAUGGCCAUUAAUUCACCAUCGCUCUCUUAAAACAGACCUGAGUCCGCUACUUCUGCUUGUGCAAGUGAUGAUCCUGUUUAUAAAGCCUCAAAGGAUCAUGGUUUCAAGUCUCUC